CCCUGAUAAUGCUGAUCCGUGAGAGCAAGAAGCUGCACAAAUAUGUGAGAAAUCUUAAUUACACCGACCCAACCGGAGGCAAGAUCUACUUUAAUGAGAGAAGAGAAGUUCCAACUGAUCUCAGGUUACACAUGUGGCUUUUUAUAAAAGAUUAUUUUUAUGCCCAUCGUUUCAGAAUUUGCAAGAUUCUAAGCCCAGACUUUGUGCCUCAAACAUUUCCCAAUAUGAGUGAUCCCUUCUACUGGAAAAAAGGCAAACCUCCGGUAUCUCGAUGUUCAGAUCCCUGUAUACCCGGCAGCAGAAAAAAGUUUGGAUCUUCAAUUCACAAAUGCUGCUAUGAGUGCGUCUCGUGUCCAGAAGGAGAAAUCUCCAACAUUUCCGGUAGACAAAGACCGAUCAACAUUUUGAACUUUGGCCAAAUCACUAUCGACCUCUACCUGAUUGUAUCACUUUUCUAUGAACCUCUCUCGCAAGAUGUCAGCCUGGAUCUUGAAAGUAUCGAUAUCACUACAAUUCCUGCUAAAUCACAGGAAUUGACUUUUAGGAACUGA
This is a messenger RNA of Rana temporaria (common frog), 551 nucleotides long. RefSeq names its product vomeronasal type-2 receptor 116-like. Gene Ontology annotation, molecular function: G protein-coupled receptor activity. The record is from RefSeq and is a predicted model, not a curated record. Bases 9 to 551 code for a protein of 180 amino acids. The transcript is spliced from 4 exons. Gene Ontology annotation, biological process: G protein-coupled receptor signaling pathway. Gene Ontology annotation, cellular component: membrane. Lineage: Eukaryota; Metazoa; Chordata; Amphibia; Anura; Ranidae.